Molecule: messenger RNA, 2166 nt
Organism: Arvicanthis niloticus (Nile rat)
Lineage: Eukaryota; Metazoa; Chordata; Mammalia; Rodentia; Muridae
Gene: Adk
Product: adenosine kinase
Biological process (GO): purine nucleobase metabolic process; purine ribonucleoside salvage
Cellular component (GO): cytosol; nucleus
Molecular function (GO): adenosine kinase activity
Source: RefSeq, a predicted model, not a curated record
AGCCUCAGAGGCGCCAAGGAGGUCAGCAGGACUAGAAAGACACAACCAGCGAAAAGGCAUUCAGGGAGAGACACCGUGUCUACAGAGGUUGAGGAUCUGAAUCUUCCACAUUACUUAGGGUCUGGAGGAACAGGGAAAUUGGCAUUCUCUGAACGCAGGCGCUCACCCGCAGCCUAACUCCAUUUGGGGUCCCUUACCGUAGUAAUCGAGGUCCUAGAGAGACCCGCGUAGAGCCAAUGGUUAUGGACUAGAGUCACGAUUGGGCGGAGUUCGGAGAGGCGGGGCUUAGUGGAAAGGGGGCGGUGACGAGAUGAGGGGCGGGGCCACCGGGCUGAGGGGCGGGACGCGCGGCAGAGCCAAACUACGCUGAGAGUGUGAAGAUGGCAGCUGCCGACGAGCCGAAGCCGAAAAAGCUCAAGGUGGAAGCGCCACAAGCGCUGAGUGAAAAUGUACUGUUUGGAAUGGGAAAUCCUCUUCUUGACAUCUCUGCUGUUGUAGACAAAGAUUUCCUUGAUAAGUAUUCUCUGAAACCAAAUGACCAGAUCUUGGCUGAAGACAAGCACAAGGAAUUGUUUGAUGAACUUGUAAAAAAAUUCAAAGUUGAAUAUCAUGCUGGUGGCUCUACGCAGAAUUCAAUGAAAGUGGCUCAGUGGAUGAUCCAGGAGCCACACAAAGCAGCAACAUUCUUCGGAUGCAUUGGGAUAGAUAAGUUUGGGGAGAUCCUGAAGCGUAAAGCUGCUGACGCUCAUGUGGAUGCUCAUUACUAUGAGCAGAACGAGCAGCCAACGGGAACGUGUGCUGCGUGCAUCACUGGUGGCAACAGGUCCCUUGUUGCUAACCUUGCUGCCGCCAAUUGUUAUAAGAAAGAAAAGCACCUUGAUCUGGAGAGGAACUGGAUGCUGGUAGAAAAAGCCAGAGUUUACUACAUAGCUGGCUUCUUUCUCACGGUCUCCCCAGAGUCGGUAUUGAAAGUGGCUCGCUACGCUGCUGAGAACAACAGGAUCUUCACUUUGAACCUGUCCGCACCGUUCAUUAGCCAGUUCUUCAAGGAUGCCUUGAUGGAUGUCAUGCCCUAUGUUGACAUCCUCUUUGGAAAUGAGACGGAAGCUGCCACUUUUGCUAGAGAGCAAGGCUUUGAGACUAAAGACAUUAAAGAAAUAGCCAAAAAGGCUCAGGCUCUUCCAAAGGUGAACUCGAAGAGGCAGAGGACCGUGAUCUUCACACAAGGGAGAGAUGACACCAUCGUGGCUGCAGAAAAUGAUGUCACUGCUUUUCCUGUCUUGGAUCAAAACCAGGAAGAGAUCAUUGACACCAAUGGAGCUGGAGACGCAUUUGUUGGAGGGUUUCUGUCUCAACUGGUCUCUGACAAGCCUCUGACUGAAUGCAUCCGCGCCGGCCACUAUGCAGCAAGCGUCAUAAUUAGACGAACUGGCUGUACUUUUCCCGAGAAGCCAGACUUCCACUAAUGGAAGAAAGAAAACUCAGGCUAUGGAGUGGAGACUGCAGUGCUCGUGUCCUGAGCGUUCCUGCCAUAAGAAAGAAUAAAAUUAUCUUCUGUCUUUGCCCACCAUGAUUCUCAUUAUUAACUUAGAGGGUUCAGUGCUACUCCAAGAACCUUUAGUCUGUCUGAAAUCUGGGAGAAAAUGUUUAUUUCCAUAGUCUGUUAGUGCCUCUUAAAUGUCAAACAGGAAUAACAUUUCAGUAGAACCUUUAAUUUCAUUUUCAAUUGUUUGUAAAUUCAUCAGUAUUUAGUAAAUUGAUCAUUUUUUUUAUAUUUCUGCUUCCAAUGCAGGUGCAAUUUAAUAUAAUAGACUUUUUAAAGAAAUUAAUGCUGACAUCAUUCUUGAGCUUUUUAUAUAAAUAUAUUUAAUUUGGAAGCGUGUAUACAUACACGUCAUAUAUAUAUAUAUAUACCUGAUAAUUGUCAAAUAAGGUACAGAAAUGUUUAUCACACCAAAUUACUCCUCCUAAGCUCUUUGUGUGCUUCAGACAUCUGAUGGACUUGAGACAACCGGUUAAUCAACAACGUUUGCAUCAUGUUCAGACUGUAUCCUGCUUAUUGAUGUCACUCUGUAAUUUGAUACAAAUAAAUAAAAUUGCCAUAUAGGGAUUGUUUUUCCUGUCUCGCUUGUGCUCAAUAAAACAAGGAAGAAAGCGUGUUAUUUA